This is a messenger RNA of Cotesia glomerata, 2370 nucleotides long. Its product is annotated as dihydrolipoyllysine-residue succinyltransferase component of 2-oxoglutarate dehydrogenase complex, mitochondrial. Gene Ontology annotation, biological process: tricarboxylic acid cycle. Gene Ontology annotation, cellular component: oxoglutarate dehydrogenase complex. Lineage: Eukaryota; Metazoa; Arthropoda; Insecta; Hymenoptera; Braconidae. The record is from RefSeq and is a predicted model, not a curated record. The coding region runs from base 253 to 1695 and encodes 480 amino acids. Gene Ontology annotation, molecular function: dihydrolipoyllysine-residue succinyltransferase activity. The transcript has 7 exons.
GCAUUAGUUGUCAACAACAAUUGGACAUCUAGCGACAAUUAUUGGUACUUUUUAAGCGCUUAUCAGUAAGUAACUUUUCUCUUCUCCAUUUUAUAUUUUAUAGUGGCGUGUAUCGUAUGUAGCGUGUGUAGCCGUGGUUGUUCGAAUCCGUCCAUCUCUGUCCCUGUUUCAUUCCCCCUCUCUAGUUUUCCCGCAAUCUCUGUCAUCACGAGGAUACACGGGUACCGCGAAUAAAUUUCCUUAGCCCCUAGGAUGGCCGCAAUGAUGCUGUCCAACUGUUCUCGAAUCGCGCCCCGGACAUUGACACGUUUAACAUCAUUAUCACGUGCUGAGGUCGUGAGGUCUCUGCAUCUAGAAGGGCGUGUUCUCAGACCGAAAACAAGGUGCCUAGCUAAUGAAUUAUCUCAUCACUUAUCCAAGAAAAGUCCCAUUUGUUGGACUCAGACGAGACAUAUACGCUCAACUCAAGUAUUAUGGGAGCUGAAAGAUGUCGUAGUUCCACCUUUUGCGGACAGUGUCAGCGAAGGUGAUGUAAGGUGGGAAAAAAAAGUUGGUGACCAGGUAAAAGAGGAUGAAGUCGUUUGUGAGAUCGAAACCGACAAGACCUCUGUACCUGUACCAGCCCCUGGCGCUGGUGUGAUUAAAGAGCUUUUCGUCAAAGAUGGCGAUACCGUGAAAGCCGGACAAAAAAUAUGUAGCCUCGAUAUCGGUGCUACUGGUGGAAAUGUCGCCGCAGCAGCUGAAGCUCCUAAAGUAGCUGCAGCACCACCUCCACCAUCUCCUCCAAAAGCAGCUGGUUCACCACCACCACCACCACCACCGCCGCCGCCGCCUCCACCAUCGACAGCCCCUGUAUCACCUCCAGCUGCCAGACCACCACCACCUCAAGCACCCACUGCCUCAAUGCCCGUAGCUGCCAUUAAACAUGCCCAAUCGUUGGAAGGUGCCAAAGUUCAAUUACCUCCUCUUGAUUACGCACGUGAGAUUAUCGGCACUCGAACUGAACAAAGGGUUAAAAUGAAUCGUAUGCGGCUUCGUAUUGCUGAACGUCUAAAGGACGCUCAGAAUACCAAUGCUAUGCUUACCACUUUUAACGAAAUCGACAUGAGCCACAUAAUGGAAUUCCGUAAACAAAAUCAAGAAGCCUUCACUAAAAAAUACGGUCUUAAAAUGGGAUUCAUGAGUCCAUUCAUCGCAGCUAGUGCUUACGCGCUUAAAGAUCAGCCAGUGGUUAAUGCGGUAAUUGAUGGUACAGACAUCGUUUACCGUGACUAUGUCGAUGUUAGUGUAGCUGUCGCUACACCUAAAGGUCUUGUUGUGCCUGUUUUACGCAGCGUAGAAAACAAGAACUUUGCCGAAAUUGAAAUCGCUCUUGCUGCAGUUGGUGACAAAGCAAGAAAAGGUAAAAUAUCUGUUGAAGAUAUGGAUGGUGGUACCUUCACAAUCAGCAACGGUGGAGUAUUUGGUUCACUGAUGGGAACACCGAUUAUCAAUCCUCCACAAAGUGCCAUUCUCGGUAUGCAUGGUGUUUUCGAUCGACCAGUAGCUGUUAAGGGACAGGUCGUAAUCCGUCCCAUGAUGUACGUUGCUCUGACUUACGACCAUCGAUUGAUUGAUGGACGUGAAGCCGUUCUGUUUUUGCGUAAGAUAAAGGAUGCGGUUGAAGAUUCAAGAAUAGUUUUAGCUGGUCUUUAAAUUAUUAAUCAACGUUAUCCCGUCACACGAGAACGCCUUGCAACUUUUUGCAUAAUUGUACAAACAAAAAAACGUGUAAUAUAAUUUAAAUUUUCAUACAUUGACAAUCCCGUUAAUUUAUGGAUAACAUCAUGUUGUAUUUACAACAGCCGGGGUUUCCUACUUAACUACAGUACAUUGACGUUCAUAUCAAUUUAAUUCAUUUGUCGUUUUUCUGUUUCUUAUAUUUGAAUAAUUGUUUUCAUUAAAUUAUUUUUCGUAAAAUACUCAUUUUAUUAAAGUUGUAAAAAUAUUAAUUAACAGUAUCGUAUUGUUGGCAAAUGGGCAAGUCGUUGUGAUUAUAUUUCUAGAUUAUUGAAGAGGACUAUUCUGCGUAAACCAAAAUGUAUAUAAUUGUAACAAAAAUUAUUACGUUGUGAGCGGAAUGGAGAUUAUUGAAGAGUAUCUUAUUUUAAUCUUUAUUUACAAAAGCAUCACUUUGUGAGACUUACUCCAAAAUAAUACGUAUUUUGAAGCUACAACUACUUAUAAUACAUUUUUUUUUUUUUUUUUUUUUUUUUUUUCAGCAAGAUCUUGAAUACGUAUAUAUUUAUUAUUUUAAAAAAGUAAAUGAUACUUCUUCAGUAUUUUACGUCAGUUCCCUCGUCUACAAAUAUAAGACGUAGAUAAAAAUAA